Rhopalosiphum maidis (corn leaf aphid) is the source of this 1971-nucleotide messenger RNA. RefSeq lists its product as uncharacterized. Lineage: Eukaryota; Metazoa; Arthropoda; Insecta; Hemiptera; Aphididae. The coding region runs from base 211 to 1143 and encodes 310 amino acids. The transcript has 3 exons. The record is from RefSeq and is a predicted model, not a curated record.
UACUCGCUUCGCGUCCAGUUUUCCGGUAGUCUGCGUCGUCCGUCCGCUGACACCCGCCGGGAACGCGUACAACGAUACAUCUAAAAUAUAAUAUUGAAAUCGUAAAAACGGAUCGUACGAGUGGUGCCGAUAUCGAUAAAUCAACAGAUUCUUUUAUUUUUUAUUUCAUUCCGCUCUUCGCCGCAGUUUAAUCCACUGUACUCACGCACAAUGUUUGCCGAAAAAUUCGUCGUUGUGUUCGCACUUGUGGCUGUCGCCGUGGUCGUGUUGACGGCCGGUUCGCCAAUGCCGUCGUCCGUGCCUCAGCAGCCGCCUCCACCGCCGCGAGACCAGCAGGACGGCAACAACGACGUGAAUCUGCAGCCGCAACACCACGAUCUCCAUCUGCAGCAGCAACACCAAUACGCCAAACCGUCGUACAUGGUACGCGAAGAUGAACUGGUGCGGAAGUUGAAUGUCAAGUGCGGUGCCCGAGACGUGUCUAGCUGCGUCAUGCUGAAGCUGGUCACGUACAUGAACAAGUUGAUGAAGAAGAACAACCUGGAGAUUGGAGACAUGAUGGAGAUCGCAAAGAAAGAUGGGUCAGCUGAAGAUAUGGCCUCCACUGGUGAGUCAUCGGUUCGCGUAGACGGCUCGGCUAGAUCGUACACCGAUGAGUCGGCGUUCGGCGAAGUGAUGGCCGACAAGCUGUGGAGGUACGUCCAGUCCCGAGCACUCAAGAUCAAGGUGCUGCCCGAGGCUGACUUCGUUGUGUCCGCGUCUCCAGAACAAGACGGGUCCCUCAACUUUGGUAUGUCGUUCAGAUCCGGCAAAGACUUGAGUGAAUCCGGAAGGGGUAAAAACAAAAACAUGGGACCCAUGAUGGCCGCCAUGAUGAUGAAAAUGGGCAUGCUUAAGGUCAUGGCGUUUAAAGUACUCGCCUUGCUCGUGGGUAAAGCUUUAUUGGUCAGCAAGCUCGCUUUCCUGUUAGCCACUGUCAUCGGUCUGAAAAAAUUGUUCAGCCAACAGAAACACGUUACGUAUGAGGUGGUAGCCCACCCGCAUCACGAGUCUCAUGGCAGUGACUCUUACAGCUCUGCGGGAUGGGGUCGUUCGUCGUCGGAGGCAGCACACAAUAUGGCUUACUCCGGACAAGGCCAGUAGAUACUACUUCGUCAGUAUUAGAUAUAGGUAACUACAUAUACAUCAAAUGAUGAACUCAAGUCCUGUACUCUACUGUAGAAUGCCUAUCCAAACGUUUAGUCAGCACCUGGUCGUUAGCACAUCCGGCGUCCAGUGUAGUCUCUGAACGUCUAUUAAUUAAUUUAUUUAAACUAAAACAAGAAAAUCACGUUAUUUAUUAUUUAUAUUUUAUUUAUUGCGUUAAAUUUAAGUUUGUUUGAUAUCUAAUAUUAUAUAUUGAAUAUUUUUUAUAUAUUUAUAUUACCCACCUAUUUAUUACAUGUCAUGUCAUCCAUAUAAUAUAUCUUACAAACUAUAUAAGUAUUUAUUUGAUGUAAAAUAUCCAACGUUAAUCGUGUGCAGUAGUGUAGACGAUUAAAGUUAUUUGAUAUUUAGAUAAAGAAUUAAAUUAGAUAUUUCAUUGUUUUGUUAAUUUAGCUAAUAAUAUCUUAUUUUUAUUAAAAUCUACUCCCGUCUUUAUACAAAGUCAAUGGCUCGUGAACUACACAAUUUAUUAUUAAUGUGUAUGUUUAAUACUAUUUGUAACUAUAAUUAUUAAUAUUAUUUCAUUUUAACACAACGUUAUUGAAUCAAAUAAUUUACCGUAGUCUGUAGUGUGAGUUAUGUAUAGAUUUUUAGAAAUACAACGGAACACAAGGCACGUACCAUAUUUACAAGCAAUUUUUAAAUGUAAUGAUUCAUAACAUAAAUCGUUACCUGCCGAGGUAUGUCUAACGUAUAUACAAAUGGAAUAUAAAAACCAUGUAUACAAUUUUGUAAUAAAAUAAACACAAUUUGACAAAAAUGACA